Molecule: messenger RNA, 2237 nt
Organism: Pteropus alecto (black flying fox)
Lineage: Eukaryota; Metazoa; Chordata; Mammalia; Chiroptera; Pteropodidae
Gene: CCT5
Product: chaperonin containing TCP1 subunit 5
Exons: 11
Coding region: 386-2011 (541 amino acids)
Biological process (GO): protein folding
Cellular component (GO): chaperonin-containing T-complex
Molecular function (GO): ATP binding; ATP hydrolysis activity; ATP-dependent protein folding chaperone
Source: RefSeq, a predicted model, not a curated record
AGUGGGUUCUACCAUCUUCUCGAAGUCGGCGUAGGAAAGAGGGAGAACAUAAUGCUCUAAGUAAAUCAGUUCCACCGUCCAGAAACUCAAUUGUAUACCUUCGAUAAGUGACCAAAUUCGAUCUCCCCUUGACUUGUGAGUUCUAAAGUUCCAGUCCGUGACUUCAAACUUCCCCCCACAGCUUCCUGGAUGGUAGAAGCUUCCGAAGACCGCUGAUUCCAGAAAGUACUGUCUGGCGUUAAACUAGUCUCAGGCGCAAAAUAAAUCUCACGCAGCUUGGACUGCGCACGCGCAGGCCGUUGAGCCCUCCCGCGAGCGGAAGGUGCGCUCUCGGUUCCGGAGUGGUGUCCGCCAGCUGCCGGACAGUAAGCCCUGCUCCUACACCAUGGCGUCCGUGGGGACUCUUGCCUUCGAUGAGUAUGGGCGGCCUUUCCUCAUCAUCAAGGAUCAGGACCGUAAAUCCCGUCUUAUGGGACUCGAAGCCCUCAAGUCUCAUAUAAUGGCAGCAAAGGCUGUAGCGAAUACGAUGAGAACAUCGCUUGGACCAAAUGGGCUUGAUAAAAUGAUGGUGGAUAAGGAUGGCGAUGUGACUGUAACUAAUGAUGGUGCCACCAUUUUGAGCAUGAUGGAUGUUGAUCAUCAGAUUGCCAAGCUGAUGGUCGAACUGUCCAAAUCACAGGAUGACGAAAUUGGAGAUGGAACCACAGGAGUGGUUGUCCUGGCUGGUGCCUUGUUGGAAGAAGCCGAGCAGUUGCUGGACCGCGGCAUUCACCCCAUCAGGAUAGCCGAUGGCUACGAGCAGGCCGCCCGCAUUGCUGUCGAGCACCUGGACAAGAUCAGCGACAUUGUCCUCGUUGACACACGAGACACCGAGCCCCUGAUUCAGACUGCAAAAACCACACUGGGCUCCAAAGUGGUUAACAGCUGUCACCGGCAAAUGGCCGAGAUUGCCGUGGACGCCGUUCUCACCGUGGCCGACAUGCAGCGCAGAGACGUCGACUUCGAGCUCAUCAAAGUAGAAGGCAAAGUGGGCGGGAGGUUGGAGGACACUAAACUCAUCAAGGGCGUGAUCGUGGACAAGGAUUUCAGUCACCCACAGAUGCCAAAAGAAGUGAAAGAUGCUAAGAUCGCAAUUCUCACUUGUCCGUUUGAGCCACCGAAACCAAAGACGAAGCAUAAGCUGGAUGUGACCUCAGUGGAAGACUUUAAAGCCCUUCAGAAAUACGAGAAGGAGAAGUUCGAGGAGAUGAUUCAGCAGAUUAAAGAAACUGGUGCUAACCUGGCUAUUUGUCAGUGGGGCUUCGAUGAUGAAGCAAAUCAUUUGCUUCUUCAGAAUGACUUGCCUGCAGUCCGUUGGGUCGGAGGGCCUGAAAUCGAGCUGAUAGCCAUCGCGACGGGAGGGCGCAUCGUCCCGCGGUUCUCCGAGCUCACAGCCGAGAAGCUGGGCUUUGCCGGGCUCGUGAAGGAGAUCGCGUUUGGGACAACUAAGGACAAAAUGCUGGUCAUCGAGCAGUGCAAGAACUCCAGAGCUGUAACCAUUUUCAUCAGAGGAGGAAAUAAGAUGAUCAUCGAGGAGGCAAAGCGAUCGCUUCAUGACGCUCUGUGCGUCAUCCGGAACCUCAUUCGUGAUAACCGUGUGGUGUAUGGCGGAGGCGCCGCUGAAAUCUCGUGUGCUUUGGCAGUUAGCGAAGCUGCAGAUAAGUGCCCGACCCUGGAGCAGUACGCCAUGCGCGCGUUUGCCGACGCCCUGGAGGUCAUCCCCAUGGCCCUUUCUGAGAACAGCGGCAUGAACCCCAUCCAGACGAUGACCGAGGUCCGAGCCAGACAAGUGAAGGAGAUGAACCCCGCUCUUGGGAUCGACUGCUUGCACAAGGGCACGAACGAUAUGAAGCAACAGCACGUCAUAGAGACCUUGAUUGGCAAAAAGCAGCAAAUCUCUCUUGCAACACAAAUGGUUAGAAUGAUUCUGAAGAUCGAUGAUAUCCGUAAGCCUGGGGAAUCCGAAGAAUAGAGGAAAAAACUAAAUUGUGGUAGUAUGUUUCAGCGCUGUGGUUAAAUAAAUGGCUGUCUUGUGACGCAUCUGCAGUUAUUUAUUACGUUCUUUUCCAGACACUGUAGAUGCUGUACUAAAAAUAGUUAUCUAGUACCAUAGUUUCACUUGUUGAAAGACAUGUAAUUGCAGGGAAGCUGCUCACAAGCUUUUGUAUUUGUUACAUUAAAGGGAUCUCUUUAAACCA